GAUUAAAAAAACCACAGGGGGAGUGUGCUUGCGAUUUUUUUUUAUCGUUUACUAUUUUUUAAUAUUUUAUGUAGUGAUAUAUGAAAGUAGUCAUGAACAUUACUUAUAAAGCAAGAUAACCUUCCCACUUUUAACUUUUCCCGCUUUCUUGUUAUGAUUUGACCGAUAUGGAAAGUUGAUCAUUGAUAUCUUAGAAUAGUCGAAUAGUUGCAUUAACGAUGGAAGAAGAGGAGGUGAUGGAACAGACCCCGAACCAGGAUGAGGGCGACGAAGUCCCGAAGAAAGCUGUCAAGUUUAAAACACCGCCGAGGAACAAACCGGCCCGACUACCACUAGGCAGGAUAAAGCAAAUCAUUAAAAUGGACCCAGACGUGUCCCUAGUCAGCUCUGAAUCAGUUUUUCUAAUCACCAAAGCCACCGAGCUGUUCAUCGAAUCCCUUAGCAAAGAUGCUUAUACGCACCUGGCUGUGACCAAAAUGAAAACCAUACUCGGACGUCAUGUCGACAGUGCCAUAGCUUCCUCCGAUGCACUGACGUUUUUGGAAGGAGCGUUGGAUUUCUGAUAUGUAUAUACUUUUCCAAGAUAAAAAUAUGUUUUUAUUAUUAUUAACUAAUGUUGAAUAGAAUAAAUAAAUAUUUGCCUUGUUAAUCUUGGUAAGUAAUUUUGAUAUAAGAACAUGUAAAUAAAGUCAAUUUUUUAAGUGACA
This is a messenger RNA of Cimex lectularius (bed bug), 707 nucleotides long. RefSeq names its product DNA polymerase epsilon subunit 4-like. The transcript is spliced from 2 exons. Lineage: Eukaryota; Metazoa; Arthropoda; Insecta; Hemiptera; Cimicidae. Gene Ontology annotation, cellular component: nucleus; epsilon DNA polymerase complex. The record is from RefSeq and is a predicted model, not a curated record. The coding region runs from base 219 to 563 and encodes 114 amino acids. Gene Ontology annotation, molecular function: protein heterodimerization activity.